UUGGGGGCGGACAUCGCCUCAGAGGGCGUCGGGAGUGCGAACUACGCUGAGCAACGCUGGAGGUUCCUGUUCUUCCGUGUGGCAGCUCAGAAUGAUGAAUCAAGCCAGGGCAACGUUCUCAAACUUGUUUGGUGGAGAACCAUUGUCAUAUACCCGGUUUAGUCUGGCUCGGCACGUAGAUGGAGAUAACAGUCAUGUGGAGAUGAAGCUGGCUGCAGAUGAGGAAGAAAAUGCUGACAACAUGAGGGCCAAUGUCAAAGCACCAAGAAGGUGUAUCAGAAGCAUCUGCUAUGUGGUUAUUGCCAUCACCAUUUUUUUCUUGAUUGGAUUUAUGAUCGGGUACCUGGGCUACUGUAGACGUGUAGAACCAAAGGCUGAGUGUGAGAGACCAGCAGUCAUGGAUGUGAUGAAGGAGUCAGAAGACCUGGAAGUGGAAGAAGUGAUGCCUGAAGCCUCCUCUCACUUGUACUGGGAAGACCUCAAAACAAUGUUGUCAGAGAAACUCAGCAAUGCAAAGUUCAGCGACACAGUCAAACAGCUGAAUGAAAAUGCAUAUGUCCCUCGUGAGGCUGGUUCUGAAAAAGAUGAAAAUCUUGCCUAUUUUGUUGAGAAUCAGUUCAGUGAAUAUAAACUCAGCAAAGUCUGGCGGAAUGAACACUAUGUUAAGAUUCAAGUAAAAAACAGCACUGCUCCAAACUCUGUGACUGUGGUAAGUGCAAAUAAUGGGAUGGUGUACCUGGUGGAGAAUCCUGAGGGCUACGUGGCAUACAGUAAGGCUGCAACAGUUACUGGUAAACUGGUUCACGCUAACUUUGGCACUAAAAAGGACUUUGAAGAUUUAAAUACUUCUGUGAAUGGAUCUUUAGUGAUUGUAAGAGCAGGGAAAAUCACUUUUGCAGAAAAGGUUUCAAAUGCUGCAGGCUUAAAUGCACUUGGUGUCUUGAUAUACCUGGACAACACUCAAUUUCCCAUCACUAAGGCAGACCUUCCAUUCUUUGGUCAUGCUCAUCUGGGAACAGGCGACCCUUACACCCCUGGAUUCCCUUCUUUUAAUCAUACCCAGUUUCCGCCAUCUCAGUCAUCUGGAUUGCCUACUAUUCCAGUCCAGACCAUCUCCAGACAGGCUGCAGAAAAUCUGUUUGCAAAUAUGGAAAGAGACUGUCCCACUAGCUGGAGAACAGAUGUUUCUUGUCGGAUGCAGUCGAGACAGGACAGGAAUGUGAAGCUCAUUGUGAACAAUGUGCUGAAAGAGAUAAGAAUUCUUAACAUCUUUGGAGUUAUUAAAGGUGUUGAAGAGCCAGAUCGCUAUGUUGUAGUGGGGGCCCAGAGGGAUUCCUGGGGUCCUGGAGCUGCGAAGGCCAGCGUGGGAACUGCUCUUCUAUUGGAACUCGCCCGGACAUUCUCAGAUAUGGUAUUAAAAGAUGGAUUUAAGCCCCACAGAAGCAUCAUCUUUGUUAGCUGGAGCGCUGGAGACUUUGGAGCCGUCGGUGCCACUGAAUGGCUAGAGGGAUACAUUACCUCUUUACAUUUAAAGGCUGUCACUUACAUUAAUUUGGAUAAAGCUGUUCUUGGUACUACAAACUUCAAGGUUACUGGCAGCCCAAUGUUGUAUAAACUUAUUGAAAAAACUAUGCAAGAGGUGAAGCAUCCACUUACUGGGGCAUCUCUAUAUAAGGAUAGCAAUUGGGUCAACAAAGUUGAGAAACUUUCUUUUGACAACGCUGCUUUUCCUUUCCUCGCAUAUUCUGGAAUUCCAGCAGUUUCUUUUUGUUUUUGUGAGGACAAGGGCUAUCCUUACUUGAGUACCACCCUGGAUAACUAUGACAUGCUGAUGCGGGAAAUUCCUCAGUUGAACAAAUUAAUGUAUGCAGCAGCAGAGGUGGCCGGUCAGUUCCUGAUCAGACUGACCCAUGAUCUUGAAUUAAACCUGGACUAUGAGGUUUAUAACAGCAAAAUGCUUUUGUUUCUGAGAGAACUGAUGCAACACACGACAGACAUAAAGGAGAUGGGGCUGAGCCUGCAGUGGCUGUAUUCUGCUCGUGGAGACUUCUUCCGUGCGACUUCCAGACUGACGACAGAUUUCCACAGUGCUGAGAGAACAAACAGGUUCAUCAUGAAGGAGUUAAAUGAUCGUAUUAUGAAAGUGGAGUACCACUUCCUGUCACCCUACGUGUCCCCGAGGGAGUCUCCUUUCCGGCAUAUCUUCUGGGGCUCUGGCUCUCACACUCUGCAAGCUUUACUGGAUAACUUGAAGCUGCGAAAGGAGAAUAAAGCUGCAUUUAAUGAAACACUGUUUAGGAACCAGUUGGCUCUGGCAACUUGGACAAUUCAAGGCGUGGCAAAUGCCCUCUCUGGUGACAUUUGGGAUAUUGACAAUGAGUUUUAAAUAUCAUCACAAGCAUAACUAACAUAAGAACAACAGGGUAUUCUGAUUUCUAGACUUGUACUGGUUGUGCUAAAUUUUUCCAUAGGGCUAUAAAACCUAAUGUUACAAUUAUAUCCAGUCAUCUUGGUAAUAUUCGAUGUCUUUAGGCAGAGCUUUUACUACAGGCUAGGUUAAAGUGAAUAACCACUUUAAAAAUUUUCCUCUGAUUAUCUCUAGAAUUUUAAGUGCUUUUUAAUGUAACUGCCUCUUUGCAUCCUUUGCUGAAAAUAUGAGAACCAGUUACACGAACUAUUGCUGUAAAUCCUGAGGACAUGGGCUGGUGUCUUUUUGAGAUGGGAAGGAGAGUCUACGGCCAUACCAUCCUGAACGCGCCCGAUCUCAUCUGAGAUGGGAGGAGAAGGUGUGUCCUGGAGGUCAGAGUGGUAGCUCAGUGUGGUCCUCUAUCAGAUUUGAUGCUAACAGGAGCUUCCAGUUCUCCAGACAAACCACACACCCCUCCGUAAGGACGUGGCUGUCUCCACAUCCCUGAGUGAAACAGUUAGCUUUUAGAGAGAUAGGACUGGUUUCCUUGCCAACAAGACCUGAAACAGAGGUCCUUCCACUAGGUCAAAUAAGGUUCAACUGUUUAUUGCAGGAGUAAGGCCUUAAUGUGUGAACUAUUUUUUAAAGUGGAGACCAGACACCAAAGCGUUUUAGUGUAUUCUCUUUUCCUGUGACCUGCUUCAUAGCCUUUGUUUAGUUCUUUGUAUUUUUUCCCCCAAACUUCUGAAAGAAAACCAGUCUUAGGCAUUUUAGACUCAGUUUGUCAGGCUUUAAAGAACACAUUGCCAAAUUUUGGCCAAAGUGUUAAUCUUUUGGGAAAGCUUUUUAUCGUUUUGGCACUGAGAUAUUUAUUGUUUAUUUAUCAGUGACAGAGUUCACUAUAAAUGUUUUUUUUAUAGAAGAUAAUUAUCGGAAGCAGUGCCUUCCAUAAUUAUGACAGUUAUACUGUCGUUUUUUUUUAAAUAAAAGCAGCAUCUGCUAAUAAAACCCAACAGAUACUGGAAGUUUUGCACUUAUGGUUAAACCUGAGGGUCUUAGAAAACAGCCACAAGCCAAAUAAUAUUGUAAUGCUAAGCAUUGGGAAAAAAUCAAAUUUAAUUAGGGCUGCUAAUAAGAUAAAUUGUUUGACAGGCCAGAUAAAAUUGAUAGGUCUCUUAAAUGCAAUGAAUUCCAACCACGUUAUAAAUGAAUGUCACUGAAAGGCUGUGGUAGUACUCAUAUAUAAAAAAUUUUACUAAAAAAACAAAACAAAACAAAAAAUUUUACUGCUCAAUUUGUCUAUGGUAUAACUUAAAUUCCAAUUUUGCAAAAUUUCCAGUACCUUUGUCACAAACCUAACUGACAUUAUCGGGAGCAGUGUCUUCCAUAAUGUAUAAAGAACAAGGUAGUUUUUGCCUACCACAGUGUCUAUAUCGGAGACAGUGCUCUCCAUAUGUUACACUAAGGGUGUACGUAAUUAUCGGGAACAGUGUUUCCCAUAAUUUUCUUCAUGCAAUGACAUCUUCAAAGCUGAAGAUCGUUAGUAUCUAACAUGUAUCCCCAACUCCCUGUAACUCUCCUUUUAGUCGCAGAAACAUUUUGUGGUCAUUAAGCAUUUGGUGGGUAAAUUCAGCUGCUAUAAAAUAAAACUGCUACUUUAAGAUCUUUUUUUUUUUUUAAGCUUCAUAUGGGUGUUUUGUUACCUUUGUGGUUUCUCCAAGUCCUCUGUGUAGUGGGAUAGUAGCAUACAUUUGUUACAUUUGCUGUUAGUAAAUGAAUUUAACUCUGUCCCCUCAUUUGCAUGUUACCUGUAAACUUAGUUCAGGAAGUUUGAAUCUAGGGUUGAGCUUUUGGCUUAAAGCAGGGGAACUUGUUUAGGUUUGGGAGGUGGGAGGUGAAGGCUGGGGACGUGGAGCUUGUGGAAGGGUCUUUGGUCCUGCCUCCUCCCUUUCUAUGGGCAGGGGUUCUGUAGAUAAGCAGAAGUCAGUUUGAGGCUCCCUGAGUAAAGACUUUAUCCUCUACUCCGCCACCAUGGUAAGUAAGCCUGAUAAGCAGCUGGUGGUCUAGGAAAGUACUAAAUCGCCACCCUGAGGAAAAGUCAGUACAUUCUUAAAUUUGUGUCACUUACCUAAGUUACAGUAGACCUAGAUUACUUUGCAGCCCCACUGAAUUGUGUUGCUAUUCAGUCUCUAAUCUUUACAAUGUUUUGUAUUGGGCCAAUGUUCAGUGUUGCUAAAGCUCAGCGACUUUCAAGGCACCAUGUGAAACAAGGUCAUAUAGUAAGGCUCUAAAAAACCAACUCUUUUUCUAUGAUUAAGGUUGACUUAUUUCCAAGCAAACAAGUCAGUUGUAAGAGGCUUUGUGCCCCAGAAGGAGAUUCGUAUCUGACUAGUGACAGCCUGUUAGUCUUCAGAUAUUUUUUUCCUGGUUAAGAUGCUUGUUUUGAAGGCGAAGGCUGAACUGUGACCUCUGCCAUGAUUGACUGUCCUAGUACUCGAGUGGCCUCACUGUUUGCUCUGUGAUUGCUCUGGACAUUGUAGAUUCAUUGCGCUCCUGUAAUCAAGAGCUGUGCCCUGAUUAAUGUCCACAGCCUGUAUGUGUGGCAAUAUGGAGAUUCCUUGUCUGAUUUAAUAAAAUGCUUGAAUACUC
Messenger RNA from Heterocephalus glaber (naked mole-rat), 5056 nucleotides. RefSeq names its product transferrin receptor (gene Tfrc). Lineage: Eukaryota; Metazoa; Chordata; Mammalia; Rodentia; Bathyergidae. The record is from RefSeq and is a predicted model, not a curated record. Gene Ontology annotation, cellular component: external side of plasma membrane. Gene Ontology annotation, molecular function: transferrin receptor activity. Gene Ontology annotation, biological process: transferrin transport; intracellular iron ion homeostasis.